Phasianus colchicus (ring-necked pheasant) is the source of this 1693-nucleotide messenger RNA. NCBI's taxonomy places the organism in Eukaryota, Metazoa, Chordata, Aves, Galliformes, Phasianidae. The record is from RefSeq and is a predicted model, not a curated record.
UAGCUUAAGCUCACCCAAACUUUGCUGUUUUAACCCCAAAAAGUGACCUGAGCCUUUUGUUUUGCUCAGGAUAAGUGUUUAAAGCCACACGGCCCCACUCCAGCAACCGCUGGGUAGAACUGGACGGAUAAACCCCAAACCCAUCCGUUGGGAUGAGAGCUCCUGCCCUGCACACUAUGGUGCUCUGCUUCUCUUUGCAUCACGUCGUGGCUGUAGUGAUUCAAUAACCUGUGCUCCAAAGGCAUCCCCGACGGGGCUCCCGUGGCUUCCAGCCUGCUUUGACCACGCUUUCAUGUUGCAGAGCUUUGAGGAGCCUCAGGCUCUCCCAUGUGCUGGUUGUACCAGAUUUGGGGAAGAUUGCAUGGGAAAGACUGAAGAGCAACCAACUGAAGGGCUGCAGAGCACAAGCUGCUAACAGCACCCAUUAGCUACACUGCCAAGGCUGGAACACUGAGUCUGUAGCUAGAGCCUCCACCUGACCAGAAAUCCACUUUAGGGCACAAACCACUUGUGUCCCAACCCCACAGCAAGCAAGGUUUCAUGGUUUUGUGCAAGGGGUGAGGAUGGGGCACUGACAAGGAGCAGGGGGAGGACCUCUCCCCUUUCUAUCCAUAUAAAGCAAACCCGCCAAGCCCCAAAGCUGCAAGGAGAGGAGGGUGGGAUUUUAUUGCCCCCAUUUCAUCAUCAGCCCCAGGUGCUGCUUGCUGUCCUCUCCCUCCAUUGUGAAGAUGAGGAAUCUCCUGCUCGCCUUGCUGCUGGCUUACGGGCUGCCUCCGGCACGUGGCAGCAUAUUGGAGCUGGAACGCAUGAUCAGAGUGACCACAGGGAAGAGUGCCUUGCUGUCCUAUAGCUGGUAUGGCUGUUUCUGCGGCAUCGGGGGCAGAGGGACCCCAGUGGACCCCACUGACACCUGCUGCCAUGCCCAUGACUGCUGCUACAGGCAGCUGCGAGAAAACAGCUGCAGCCCCCUGAUAACCCUGUACCAAUUCCAUGUCACCGAUGGGGACAUCACCUGUGGUGAUGAGCAAAGCUGGUGCAAGAGAGAGACCUGCCUGUGUGACAGGGCCAUGGCUUCGUGCUUUGCCAGCGCUCUGCCUUCCUACAAUGCGUCCUACCGCUUCUACUUCAAGCUGAGGUGCAGAGGGAGCAAGCUUCAGUGCUGAAAUCUGCACACGUCUGCCGGUUUUGAGUGCCUUUCCUCGUUGCUGUGGGAAGGACAGGGUGAUGUGGGUGCUGAGAGGGGCUGCAGCCCUCCUCCUGGUGAGGCGAUGUGCAGGGUGAGCAGGGCACAUGAGAUGGCUGGAGAUCCCCAGCUCCCCAAAAGCGAGUCCUUGUCCCUUCCUCCUCUUUUUUCUCUACUGAUUUUGUUUUCUAGCAAAAAGGAACUGAAUAAACCGUGUGAAAAAUGCUCUGUGGUGUUUUGCUGUUGGACCACUGAGAGAUGGGUCUGUCCCACGCUCAAUUGCCAGCAUCAAGAAAUGGGGAUAAAUACAUGCCACCAAGUAAAACUCCCUGGGGUUUGUCAACAAAACUUCCCUGCAGCGAGCCUGGGGUUGGUGGCUUCUCCUAACAUCCCCCUCCUCCUUCUCUGAACUCACUCCCAGAGCUAACAUGCACAGCAAACUUCAUAUUUUGAUGGUCAUCAAGGGGAUCAUCCCUUUCUACUGCAGUCUGUCAGGAAAGCCAUUUUUUG